Messenger RNA from Aspergillus homomorphus CBS 101889, 968 nucleotides. RefSeq lists its product as uncharacterized. NCBI's taxonomy places the organism in Eukaryota, Fungi, Ascomycota, Eurotiomycetes, Eurotiales, Aspergillaceae. The record is from RefSeq and is a predicted model, not a curated record. The coding region runs from base 64 to 669 and encodes 201 amino acids. The transcript has 4 exons.
GUGUAAUUGAUCCUCAUACAAAGUAGUUUUGAGGCCACGACUACAAAGUCGACAGCGCGCAAGAUGAGCGAGCAGAACAAAGGCAAUUCAUUGUUUCCCCCCGUCGUCAAGGCGGGUGCCUUGAGCGGCUCCCUUGGCCUUGUAUAUGGAGGUGUUGCAGGUGUCAUCCGAUCUCCUAAUCCGGUCAUCCAUUCUCUCUCUUGCGGUGUCCAGUGGGCUGCAACUGGGAGUGGCUUCUGGUUCUUGAGAGAGAACAUCUUAAAAUAUCAGUUUGAAAACAAUGCAGAUUCUAAGCAACGCGCUUAUGUCAGCGCUCUGUCCGGGGGUAUCGCUGGAGGCACUGUCACCAGAUUGCUCGGGGGUCGGCUAAUUCCAGGGGUGGUGUUUUUCUCGGCACUAGGCUAUUUGGGCCAAAGCACUUAUAACGCGAUCGACGCAUGGCAACUAGAAAAGGCGAACACUCCAUCGAAGCCGAUCCUUCAACGGAUCGCCGACUCGAAAUGGAUCCCGCUCAAGUCUCUGUCGGAUGACGAUUAUAGGGGAAUACUGCGCGAGAAGCUCCUGAGCAUUGAGGCCGAGAUCGCAAUUUUGGAUGAAAAGAUUGAAGCCCUUGAGAAGCUCAAGUCUCAAGGGCCGGAACUGCCCUCGUCUGACAGUGCCACCAGAUGACCAGAAAGUUGAACGCAUCCUCUAACACGAAUGACCUCACUUUCUUCGACUGUUCGUGGGGUUAACAGUCAUCGGCUUGACCUCUGAAGCAAAUAAGAGGACCAGCUUCAUCGCAGUACUUGGCCCCAGCCAUGCAGGGUGCCGCGACGAUCAUUCGGCGAUUCUGCAUCAGCCGUGAUUGUCCCAUCAGAGGCCAGUUAUCCCAAGGCCAGACUUCAAACACGGAACCUGAACGCAUCAUCUGCGUCGCUCUACUGCUUACAAAUGGGGAGUCAACCCCAUCAUGUAUAAUACAGCGC